Molecule: messenger RNA, 351 nt
Organism: Vicia villosa (hairy vetch)
Lineage: Eukaryota; Viridiplantae; Streptophyta; Magnoliopsida; Fabales; Fabaceae
Exons: 1
Coding region: 1-351 (116 amino acids)
Source: RefSeq, a predicted model, not a curated record
AUGACUUGGGAUCUCAGGUCCAGCCCUGAACAGUGGGCAGUGAUUCUCAAAUCUAGGGUAUUAAAAUAUAUGUCCAUUAUCAAGUAUCACAUUUUCUCUUCAAUUUGGUCUACUGUUAAAACUGAAUGGUUUAACAUUAAUCACCACUAUGCUUGGAUUUUGGAUAAGGUCUUUAACAUUAACGUUUGUUUGGAUAGUUGGUGUGGUUCCCCUUUGGUGCUCAACACUUCUGUCGAGUUUCUGCAGCAACAUGAUAUAUCUACUAGCUCUUUGGUUUUUGAUUUCAUCUACAACAGAUCCUGGCUACUUCCAGGAUUUGGUCAGACCUUUUCCCUUUCAGCUAAGGCUUAA